Rhopalosiphum padi (bird cherry-oat aphid) is the source of this 2960-nucleotide messenger RNA. Its product is annotated as thioredoxin domain-containing protein 11-like. The transcript has 13 exons. NCBI's taxonomy places the organism in Eukaryota, Metazoa, Arthropoda, Insecta, Hemiptera, Aphididae. The record is from RefSeq and is a predicted model, not a curated record. Bases 302 to 2752 code for a protein of 816 amino acids.
ACUGCUAUCGGUCGUUCAGUGUUUGGCUCUUUACGAAUAACGAUACACGUAUUACAUUUACAUAUUAUAAGCUGUAUACAAACGUUGAUUUGAAUUUUGAAUUAGUUUUUAGUUCAGUCAUUCAUCGUAAAUAUCGUUUAUGUUGUUCACCGACUAAACCUACGGCUGAGAAUCUGAGAUCCAUCUAAGUAUUCGUGGUCAGCGUUGUACUGGAAUCAAGAUACCGGGUGCCGACCAGCAUUGGCGGCUCGGUGUGUUGGGUGACAGUCUUGAAAUCCACCGGAUCCAAUGAGGUUGAAUAAUGAAAACUGUAGUGGAAGAAGAAGCCAUCAAGGAACAGCCGGAUGAGGCUACACAACAACCGUACAAUUGGUACAAACAGUUGAAGAUGUUUGUCCGACGGCUAGGGAAAGAGUUGCUGUUUGCACUGUUUGUUACGUGCACUACGUAUGCGACAAUAAUAAACAUACAAAAUGAUUACGGUGUCAAAGGCCCAAAACCAAAACCGUUUUUUCGUACUAAUUCAUGUGUUGAAGAUUUUUACACGGGUAAUUUGAAAGCUGUAUUAGAAAAGGCUACUGUGUCUGAUAUAGCAGUUGUAAUGUUCUAUGCACCAUGGGACGCUGAUUCUAUUGAUUCUCAAGAAGCGUUCAUUGAGGCAUGUGAAAACAACAAAGAUGAAGUAUAUUUUGCUGCUAUUAAUUGUUGGCAACCAGAAAGUAUUUGCAGUAAAGUACUUAAAGGCAAUAAAGUAUAUCCUAUGAUAGUUGCUUACGAUUACACCAAAGUAGGGAUUUAUUAUUCAGGACCUCCAAAUGAUGCAGCAUAUAUAACACGUUUUGUAGAUACUAUGAAGCGCCCAGUAAAAUUAUUGAAUAACAAACUAGAUUUGUUAAAAGUCCAUCAGCAAUAUCAUAAUGUUUUAGUAGCGUCUGUAGAUUUUAAAAUUACUCAAGGAUGGGAUUUGUACAAAAUUGUUUUGGAUGCAGCAAUUAACCACUUAAAAACAGAUCCAUUGCAAAUGUAUGUGAAAUGGUGUGUUGCUACUUGGCCAUUAAGUAAUAAAGAACCAUUGAUUAAGUUACUUCUAUGGAACCGUACAUUGGGUUUUAAUGAAUCAUUUGUCAAUCAUGAAACACUUGGAAAAUGGGUAAUACAAGAGACCAGGUUAACAACACAAUGGGUACCUUCUAUUGCACGCAGCAGAUCUCUUAUACUAGAUAAUAGUUUUAAAAGUGGACCUACCAUGUUAUUGUUUACACCCCAUAACCCUUAUUUGAAUUUUAACCCAAUUUAUUCAAUGCUUCAAUUACUGAGUAUUGAAUACUUCAACUGCCAGAAAGUUUCUAUACCAGCGAACUAUAUUACAAAAUAUUUAAUAAAAGAAAUAAAAUCAUUUUAUAGUGAGCGACCAUCAUAUGUGAAACAAUGUCAUGAGAUAAUAAUGAAGAAGUAUCCUGAUAAGUUGGCUAGUAUUCUUAAAAAAUAUAAUGCCACAGUAAAAGUAGAAAAUCAAGAUAAUUUUUACACAGACACAAACACGGAAGUUAAUUAUCUUAAUAAUGCUCUAUGUAAAAUGUCUAAAAGUAUAUUUUUUGACCAUAAAAUAAGUUAUUGUUCAAAUGAUUUGAAUAAGUCUAGUAAGAAAAUAGCUAAAAUUAACUUAUCAAAUCAUGUGAGCACAGAAAACUUUGUUGAACAAUUGAAAGAAACUGAAUGUUACAGAAGUUUACUUGCUAACAAAUAUUUUAGAUUUUCUAAACCUGAUGAAGCCUUUAUAUAUAAUACUACUGAUGAAUUAAGAUCAGUGUGUUUGGCAAACAAAAGUAUGACAUUUUUAGCUUUGGAUUCAAAUCAUCAUUAUCAUACUGCAAAAGUUUUUGGCAUAAACUUAAACCACUAUCGGGAAAGAACUGCAGUUGUGAUUUAUGAUAUGAAGUCAGAAAUGGUUCAUACAUUACCAAAAUCUAGUCAUGUUACAAAAGAUACAAUGGCUAAAUUAUUGAUAGAUUUUCUUGAAAACCGGGCAAAGCGUCAUUUACGGUCAUCAGCUGAUCUUGAAAUUAAUUUUCAUUUGUACCAAGGAAAAGGAAAAGGAAAAGGCAAAGAAACAAUAUACAUUGAGACAUUAAAUUCUGAAACUUUUAAUGAUGCUGUUUUUAACAACACUGACAAUGUUGUAGUAUACUUUUACACUCCAUUUUGUGCGUAUUGUCAAGUUGUUGCACAUAUACUAUUAAAUGUUGCUCGUUUAAUGCGAAAUGUCAAAGAUCUCAAAUUUUUCCGCUUCAAUGCUAGCGACAAUGAUUUAAGUUGGCAUUUGACUGUACAAACAUAUCCUUCAAUUAUAAUCUUUCCCGCAAAAAAAAAAGCUGAAAGUUAUGUAUUUCCAUACGAUACUGAAUUGACAUCAAAUAAUUUAUCACAAUUUAUUCUAUCUAAUCUAUUACUUGAGACUCGGUUGCAAGCUAUGGUUGGCUUAUGUUCAGUAUGGGAUUCUUCUGAAGUAGAUUAUAAUAAACAGCUACAUUACUGUCUUCGAGAUGUUAAACUUGACUGCGAUGCAAACAUAUCAAAAUCACUUCAAUCAUACCGAAGAGGUCUUGUAUACAGAGAAAAAAAUAAAAAUGUUACAUUAACACCUAUCUUUAAUAGAUUGAGGUAUUUAAAAGCUUUCAGCCUCAUUUUAGAUGUUACUCAUAAACUAAAUGCCAAAUCAAUGCAAAAAUUUUCUGAAAUUUAUAACUUUUAGUUGUUUCAGUCCUAGUUGUAAGUAUACCUAUUGUUAUUUUAAAUUUUGGUUAUUGUUAAUUUGAAACUUUAAAGCACUUGUUACAUUCAUAAUAUCUACAUUUCUUGUGUUAUAGGAUUAAUUGAAAACAAAUUCUGUGAUAAUGUUAUAUGAUAAAAAAAUGAUUUAUUUUAUUGAAUAAAAGUUGACAAAUUGGGUUUUCAGUUCA